CACUUUUUCAAAUUUUCUUCACUUUUCAACACAGCAAAAAUGUUUAUUUAAUAAUUUUCAUUCAUAUAUAUUCCAAAUUUCAAAGUUUUGGUGAUUGUAAGCACAUUGCAAAAACAGAAGCAGCAAUCGCUACCCAAAAUUGGAAUGACCAGCAAUGUCUAUGUAAUUGAAAAAUAAAACAACAAAAAAAGCGGAAUAAAAAUUUAACUGAUUUGUGGGAAACCAGUGGCCAAGCACUUUGAGGAAUUCCUCAAGCCAAUUUCUUAUAUGCGUGUUCACAUAAAAUGGCCGCAAAGUCAAAGCCAGAGCCAAAUCGCAAGCCGAAUCUGAAGCGCGAUGGUACGCAUGGCAAGCGAAAGGAAAAGGAGGUGCGCGAACUAUGGAUCAAUCCGAAUGCGAUCGAAAUGGGUGAAUCGCAGAUGGACAUAUGCGCUUUUGACUGUGAAUGCCAAUUGCCGCGUAAUCAAAAUGUGCAACAGGAACUCCAGCGACUAGCGAGAGUUUACUCCCAAAUAGAAACAGCACCGGAAGACGAAGAUGAAGACAGUGACGAGGAGCCAAAAAGUCAGGGCUUUUUGUGUUUUAAGCCAAAAAAAUCUCAAUCUAAAUUAUCAAAAAGUCAGCAAAAAGAGAAGGCGGAAAAAGAACAACACAAACGUGAAAAGUCGAGCUAUGACAGAUCAAAAGAGAAAGAAGAGGCAGCGAAGAAAGAUAGUGAAAGGAAAAGCCGCAGUCGACAGCCCGUACAAAUUUGCAAAUUCCAAACGCGUGAAGAAGUCAAGCGUUUUAAAGAGCUUAAAUCAAUUUAUUCCACAAAACCAAAGCGUAGGUCCUCAACUACUGACAAUCAGCAAAAGAAACUGAAAAAACCGGACAAACGCAUGGACCAUGAACCAAGCAAACGCCCCCGCAGCUCUAGUGAUGAUUCCGUACAUAACCCUAAGCAUAAGCAACACACUUCACGCAAGGAAAGAGCUCGGAGGGUCCAACAAACGCAAUCAUGCGCCAGCAAUAACAGUGACUAUCCGCAGAGGCGUUCUUAUUCCCGUUUGAGUGAGGAAGAAAAGCAAAGACACAAGAAAAAAUCGGAAAAAUCUGGUGUGGGGUGUUGCGGUUCACGCAAAAAAUCCCACGUUGACAAACAACGUCGGGAAUAUGAAGCUUACAAGCCCACCAACCAGCAGACCUCCAACCACCAGGCUGCCAGUGCGAGAACGUCAACGUUGCCUAUUUGUCCACUUACGCGCGACGAAAUUGAAUUGCUUGAAACAUUGAAAGCAACAUAUGCUCGUGAGGUAAAUAAACGCGAAACAGAAAACAGAGCAGAUCCACUAACAACGGAGGAUACCGGUUGUUGUUCAAAAUCUAAAAAAAAACGCCAAUCAGACGAUGACUCAUAUUAUUCAUUACAUAGCCAAUAUCCUAUAGAUCCAAACGGGCCAUAUGGCUGCAGAUGUCCAAAAAACUAUUCCCUAACCUUUGAGCAAAAGUAUCCAACUAGAGAGUAUCCGUCUACAAUUUUUUCACAUGAUCAGGAAUGUAGUGAAAGAGAAGAGAAAUACAGAAUGUAUACACCCAGGAAAAUGAAAUCAGCUGAAGAAAAUGUAAUACGCAAAACGGAGCCAAAAAAUGGAAAAGGUAAAUCGGAAAGUUCUAUAUGCACAUGUGACAGAAAUAGAAAAUAUAGUAAGGAACCAAAACAUGAAACCUUGCCAGAAGAUUCUGAUUCAGAAAAACCCGCGAUAUGCUCAUGCUUUAAUACCCCAAAGAGAAAAUCUAAGAGAGAUAAAAGACCUAGCCAAGUAGAAGAGAAAAGCCAAACGAGAAAACCUACACCUUUAAUGGGAGAUGCUGAAACAAGUAAAAGGAAAAACUCUGAUAAGUCAAAGAAAGGUGAUGAGUCUAAGAAACCAGAUAAGAAAGCCCAUAAGCAAUCUUCCACUACUUCAUGUUGUCCGAUAAGCAAACAGAAUAAAUCAAAGAAGGAAGGUGAUAUGAAAGAGAAAUCCACAAAGACCGAAAAAGAUGAAAAAAUUCAUAAGAAAUCAUCCGAUACAUCUUGUUGCUCGAGAAGUAAAAAGGAUAAACGAAAGAAAGAAGCUGAUAUCAAAGAGAAACCCACAAAGACCGAAAAAAGGGAAAAAAUCAAUAAGAAAUCAUCCGAUACGUCAUGUUGCCCGAGAAGCAAAAAGGAUAAGCCAAAGAAAGAAGAUGGUAUGAAAGAGAAGCCCAGAAAGAGCAAAAGUGAAGAAAAAGUGCAAAAGAAAUUAUCUGAUACGUCAUGUUGCCCAAGAAGUAAAAAGGAGAAACCAAGGAAAGAAGCUGAUACGAAAGAGAAGCCCAGAAAGAGCAAAAGUGAAGAAAAAGUGCAUAAGAAAUCAUCCGAUACGUCAUGUUGCCCGAGAAGUAAAAAGGAGAAACCAAGGAAAGAAGCUGAUAGGAAAGAGAAGCCCAGAAAGAGCAAAAGUGAAGAAAAAGUGCAAAAGAAAUCAUCUGAUACGUCUUGUUGCCCGAGAAGUAAAAAGGAGAAACCAAAGAAAGAAGCUGAUAUCAAAGAGAAACCCACACAGACCGAAAAAAGGGAAAAAAUCAAUAAGAAAUCAUCCGAUACGUCGUGUUGCCCGAGAAGUAAAAAGGAUAAGCCAAAGAAAGAAGAUGGUAUGAAAGAGAAACCCAGAAAGAGCAAAAGUGAAGAAAAAGUGCAAAAGAAAUUAUCUGAUACGUCAUGUUGCCCAAGAAGUAAAAAGGAGAAACCAAGGAAAGAAGCUGAUACGAAAGAGAAGCCCAGAAAGAGCAAAAGUGAAGAAAAAGUGCAUAAGAAAUCAUCCGAUACGUCAUGUUGCCCGAGAAAUAAAAACGAUAAGCCAAAGAAAGAAGAUGGUAUGAAAGAGAAGCCCAGAAAGAGCAUAAAUGAAGAAACAGUGCAAAAGAAAUCAUCCGAUACGUCUUGUUGCCCGAGAAGUAAAAAGGAGAAACCAAAGAAAGAAGCUGAUAUCAAAGAGAAACCCACACAGACCGAAAAAAGGGAAAAAAUCAAUAAGAAAUCAUCCGAUACGUCGUGUUGCCCGAGAAGUAAAAAGGAUAAGCCAAAGAAAGAAGAUGGUAUGAAAGAGAAACCCAGAAAGAGCAAAAGUGAAGAAAAAGUGCAAAAGAAAUUAUCUGAUACGUCAUGUUGCCCAAGAAGUAAAAAGGAGAAACCAAGGAAAGAAGCUGAUACGAAAGAGAAGCCCAGAAAGAGCAAAAGUGAAGAAAAAGUGCAUAAGAAAUCAUCCGAUACGUCAUGUUGCCCGAGAAAUAAAAACGAUAAGCCAAAGAAAGAAGAUGGUAUGAAAGAGAAGCCCAGAAAGAGCAUAAAUGAAGAAACAGUGCAAAAGAAAUCAUCCGAUACGUCUUGUUGCUCGAGAAGUAAAAAGGAGAAACCAACGAAAGAAGCUGAUAUCAAAGAGAAACCCACAAAGACCGAAAAAAGGGAAAAAAUCAAUAAGAAAUCAUCCGAUACGUCGUGUUGCCCGAGAAAUAAAAACGGUAAGCCAAAGAAAGAAGAUGGUACGAAAGAAAAGCCCAGAAAGAGCAAAAGUGAAGAAAAAGUGCAUAAGAAAUCAUCCGAUACGUCAUGUUGCUCGAGAAGUAAAAAGGAGACGCCAAAGAAAGAAGCUGAUAUUAAAGAGAAACCCACAAAGACCGAAAAAGAGGAAAAAAUUCAUAAGAAAUCAUCCGAUACGUCUUGUUGCCCAAGAAGUAAAAAGGAGAAACCAAAGAAAGAAGUUGGUAUGAAAGAGAAGCCCAGAAAGAGCAAAAGUAAAGAAAAAGUGCAAAAGAAAUCAUCCGAUACGUCUUGUUGCCCGAGAAGUAAAAAGGAGACGCCAAAGAAAGAAGCUGAUAUUAAAGAGAAACCCACAAAGACCGAAAAAGAGGAAAAAAUUCAUAAGAAAUCAUCCGAUACGUCUUGUUGCCCAAGAAGUAAAAAGGAGAAACCAAAGAAAGAAGUUGGUAUGAAAGAGAAGCCCAGAAAGAGCAAAAGUGAAGAAAAAGUGCAAAAGAAAUCAUCCGAUACGUCUUGUUGCCCGAGAAGUAAAAAGGAGAAACCCACGAAAGAAGAUGGCAUGAAAGAGAAGCCCAGAAAGAGCAAAGGUGAAGAAAAAGUGCAAAAGAAAUCAUCCGAUACGUCUUGUUUCUUGAGAAGUAAAAAGGAUAAACCAAAGAAGGAAGCUGAUAUGAAAGAGAAAUCCACAAAGACCGAAAAAGAUGAAAAAAUUCAUAAGAAAUCAUCCGAUACGCCUUGUUGCUCGAGAAGUAAAACGGAGAAACCAAAGAAAGAAGCUGAUAUUAAAGAGAAACCCACAAAGACCGAAAAAGAGGAAAAAAUUCAUAAGAAAUCAUCCGAUACGUCUUGUUGCCCGAGAAGUAAAAAGGAUAAACCAAAAAAAGAAGAUGGUAUGAAAGAGAAGCCCCCAAUGAACAGAAGUCAAGAAAAGGUGAAACCACAGGAAAAAGAUGAUUCUAAAACGAAACGCUCGAAGAUUAAAAGCGAAGAUCCACAAAGGAAGUCAUCUCAGACAACUUAUUUUGGAAGUAGUAAAAAGGACCAAUCAAAAAAAUUGGAUGGUUCUGAAAGAAAAAUAUCUAAAUCUAAAAGCAGAGAAAAGGCUGAAAAGACCUCACCCAAAACAACUUGCACGUGUUGCGGAGGAGGAGAAAAAGAGAAACCAAACAUUGAUACCAGUGACAAGAAGACACCAAAAUCAACCACCCCAACUAAGGGACGACCAAUAAAUCGUGAGCAAAAGAUGCAAACGAACCCGAAACCGACACGAGUUGCUUCAAAAAAAAGCUCUCAAACGUAUUUUUGUCCGUGUUGUGAAUUAUCUGACGAAAGAGUUAAAUCGCCAACCAGAGCUCAUGACAAGAGGGCAAAACCAAAUAUGCCAGCUUCUAAAAAGAAACAUUCUGACUCAUCUUUUUGUUCGUGUUGUACGAGCGCUGAUACACGACAAAAAUCUAAAGAUAAGCAAAUUGAACUAUCGCAACAAAAAGAGAAGGAUAAUAGGAGGGGAAAAGAAUGGCAGCAAGCAGAGUGUGGUCAAGAUAUGAAACCGCCCAAUUUUUCAUACUGCGACGCGCUCUAUAAUGAACUGGAAAAUUUAGUUAUGCAAAAAGAACAAUGCCCGAAACAAAAGCCACCAAGUAGCACGAGCAAGGAAUCGGAAAAAAGGGAUAACGGCUAUUGUCGUGAUUGCUGUGGAGGAAACAGUUCGAAAAACAAAGAGACAAAAUCCAAGUCAAGUGCAAAAUCGAAGAGUAAAGAGAAGCAUCAAAUCCACAGCAAUACUAAGGAAGCUGAACCAAGGUGCAGCGAAGCAAAAAACAGAUACCAGAAUUGGCAAAGGAAAGCGCAGGAGGUCUACAGGUAUAUGUCUAAAGACAAUGCACACCACAAAGGCAAGACGAAAACACAAAAUGGCACAACUACUCUUAGUGAACCUCCACCCCUUGCACCAUGCUAUGCCACCAGUGACUCAAAAAUCCAAAAAUCAUAUGUGGCUGAAUAUGUCCUGGGCAAGAAAUACCAACGAAGCCGGUCCCUAGCGCAAGUCAGAAGAGUAAAGUACGAUGUCAUCUUGGGAAGCAGCGCAAAGAAGAAAUGUUACAAAAAUCCUGACCAAGCGCCGAAUUCGAGUUAUUUUUAUGGGUAUGGUGUAGAUUGCAAAAAUUAACAAAUUUAAAUGCAUUUUAUAUGUGACUACAAUGGCAUGCAAAUGCGGGCAGUUGCACGUAAAAUGCGUUUUUAUUGUUAAAUUUACCAAUUAUUACUAGUAAUCCAUGCAAGUAACAUUUAAGUGUAAGUAGGAAGUUCACAUAGAAAACAAAUUUGUUUGUGCAAUUUUUUAAUGUGGCUGCAGUUUUUAAUAUAUUGAACACAUUUU
This is a messenger RNA of Anastrepha obliqua, 5924 nucleotides long. RefSeq names its product titin homolog. The record is from RefSeq and is a predicted model, not a curated record. The transcript has a single exon. NCBI's taxonomy places the organism in Eukaryota, Metazoa, Arthropoda, Insecta, Diptera, Tephritidae. The coding region runs from base 285 to 5714 and encodes 1809 amino acids.